GGCUCCUUGAGUCAAGCGGAGGGUAAAGGAAGAGUUGGAGUUGUUCGGAGGACGAGUGGAAGCAGAAUAGCCAGUUGGACUACUAUGCUUCAAGUACCACUUAGGCAGCCUCCACAUCGUUUGGGUGGCGUCCAUAAAGUUUCAGACCCCAGGAGUGAGACUCAUAUUGAGUAUAUCAUUGAUCCAAUGAAUGGUAAGGUUGAGGGAGAGGAUAUGGAGGUUGAGAUGAAUGUGCCAGCUCUUGAGAUUGGACCUUCUACAUCUAGAGCAGAACCACCUAUGCACUCUUAUACUA
Messenger RNA from Ilex paraguariensis (yerba mate), 295 nucleotides. The record is from the annotation of a GenBank genome assembly. NCBI's taxonomy places the organism in Eukaryota, Viridiplantae, Streptophyta, Magnoliopsida, Aquifoliales, Aquifoliaceae.